AUGUCUGCCGAAGAGUACAAGUAUGAAUACUUCAACGUCACAUUCCCCAGGGAAUAUGUUGCCCACGUAGAGAUCAACCGCCCCGAGAAGCUGAAUGCCUUCGUCGAGCACUUUCCUCUACAACAAUCCAUCUGCACCCCAGCCGUCAAGGAUAAGAAAAAUGAAAUCCCUCUCACCACACCAACUCCACUCCACACCAUCCGUCCAAACCCCCAGAACCGCGCUGUCAAAAGACUCCCCCAAGAAAAAAGAAAAAGCCCUCACAACCUAACCACCUCCCCCGCCCCUCCCAGAAUGUGGCUCAACCUCUCCACAAUCAUAACGCGGCUCUCCACCUCCCCCAACGUCCGCUGCAUCCUCCUCACAGGCGCCGGCCCGCGCGCCUUCACCGCCGGCCUCGACGUACAAGCGGCCUCCACCUCGGGCGUGCUCGCCACGUCCCAAGCCCCGCUCGACGUACAAGCGGCCUCCACCUCGGGCGUGCUCGCCACGUCCCAAGCCCCGCUCGACGCCGCGCGCAAAGCCCUCCACAACAUCCACCACAUCACGACCUUCCAAGCGUGCGUGUCGACGCUCGAGACGUGCCCGAAACCCACCAUCGCCGUCCUGCACGGCAUCUGCUACGGGCUCGCCAUCGACCUCUCCCUCGCGUGCGACGUGCGCCUGUGCGCCGCCGACGCCGCCUUCGCCGUCAAGGAGGUCGACAUCGGCAUCGCGGCCGACAUCGGCACGCUGACGCGCCUGCCCAAGGCCGUGGGCAACGCGUCGUGGGCAAAGGACGUGGCGCUGACGGCCCGCGUCUUCGGCGCCGACGAGGCGCUGCGCGAGGGCUUCGUGAGCGGCGUGUACCGCGGCGGCAAGGAGGAGGCGGUGGCGGCCGGGCUGGAGAAGGCGGCGCUGAUCGCGAGUAAGAGCCCCGUCGCCGUGGUGGGGACCAAGGAGUUGUUGAAUUACAGUCGCGAUCAUACCGUCGAGGAGGGUCUUCGAUAUACCGCUGUCUGGAAUGGCGCCAUGCUCCAAACGGACGAUAUCAAGGAUGCGUUGAUGUCGGGCUUGAAGAAAACAAAGCCGAAGUUCGCAAAGUUGUGA
Messenger RNA from Diplodia corticola, 1089 nucleotides. RefSeq names its product enoyl-hydratase isomerase family protein. Lineage: Eukaryota; Fungi; Ascomycota; Dothideomycetes; Botryosphaeriales; Botryosphaeriaceae. Gene Ontology annotation, molecular function: delta(3,5)-delta(2,4)-dienoyl-CoA isomerase activity. The transcript has 3 exons. The coding region runs from base 1 to 1089 and encodes 362 amino acids. The record is from RefSeq and is a predicted model, not a curated record. Gene Ontology annotation, cellular component: mitochondrion.